Molecule: messenger RNA, 2939 nt
Organism: Drosophila erecta
Lineage: Eukaryota; Metazoa; Arthropoda; Insecta; Diptera; Drosophilidae
Product: transcription termination factor 2
Exons: 3
Coding region: 128-2710 (860 amino acids)
Molecular function (GO): ATP-dependent chromatin remodeler activity; ATP binding
Source: RefSeq, a predicted model, not a curated record
CUUCCAAUGGCACAUCCUCUUACAUCGAUUUACCCCAACAGAAUAUGCAGACAACGAAUGUGUAAUUUUUGUCAGUGCUUCGGAGUAUACCGAAAAGAAAACACAGAUCGAUCAGCUGGUGCAAAAGAUGCUCACGUUGGAGGAGCAGCAGCGGCAACUGGAAGAGAACGGGUCCAACAACAAGGAGCUCUGCGAAUUGAAGUCGCACUUGGAGAAGCUCAAUGCCCGCCUGGAGGCACUGGGCGAAUUCCUCCUCACGUUGCGUGUGCGUGAGGAUCAGCAGGCGAUUAAGAUCGAAGAUGUCUCGGAACAGGUGGACCAAACUGAGCAGCCCCAGUGGAGCAAUUUGUACUCCGGGCUGAACCGCUAUCGACAAAAGGCGAACUACACCGCGGCCCAGUUCUAUCAGCACAAGAGCAACAUAAUUGACAGCCUGAAGACCCUUUAUGAGCCCAUUCAGCCGGGUCCUACAGUCGAUGACUUGGAAAGGCAACCCGCCUUUCUGUUGGUUCCCCUGCUAAAACAUCAGCAGUCUGGCUUGAAAUGGAUGCAAUUUCGCGAGCGUCAAAAGAUCUGUGGAGGAAUCCUUGCCGACGACAUGGGUCUGGGAAAAACUCUAUCUAUGAUAGCUCUAAUAUUGGCAUCAGAAGAAACUAAUAGCAGUAAACGGGAAGAAAAUCAGCGGGCCUUGAAGUUAAAGUGGACGCAGAAAUACAUACAUACCAAGAAAAUCCGAAAAAUCAGCAUGUUUGAUGAUGAAGAAGAGUCUGGAGAGGAGGAAAAGUACGAGCCGCCGGAGAAACGCGUCUGCCAAGCCAACACUAAAAAAAACAGCCAAUUUCCAAUAUUAGAUGAUGAAGAUAUAGACGAGGAGGUAGUGGAGGAUGAAAAGAACGAGUUGGUGGCAAAGAGGCCUGAACAAGAGGUUUUCAGUUCGGAUGAAGGGGAGGAACACUUUGCAAGCGGUCGGUUUCCGUCGGCCAACACAUUAGUUGUUUGCCCCAUGAACGUAAUAUGCCAGUGGGGCCAGGAGGUAACCUCCAAGGUGGCGCCAAAUGCCAUUAGGGUGCUGACUUUUCACGGACCCAAUCGCCAUGAAAUUGGAAUAGAGGCAUUCAGGAGCUCCGAUUUAGUGAUUACCUCGUAUAAUCUCUUAGUAAGCGAGCUUACACGAUAUGGGAACGCUUCCCCGCUCUUCGCCGUUCACUGGAACAGGGUGAUCCUCGACGAGGCUCACAUCAUUCGGAAUCCAGAAACCAGUUUCUGUAGCUCUGUAUGUCAGUUGCGAGCCCGUUGUCAUUGGGCCUUGACUGGCACUCCUGUUCAAAAUCGGGCCGUCGAUGUGUUCGCUCUGCUGCGGUUUUUAAAUGUACCAAACUUUCAGGACCUCCAGCAGUGGAAUAGAUACCUAAAUGAAAGCAUGCUCGGCCAUCGCCGGCUCAACUUUUUAAUAAAACCAUUAAUGCUGCGCAGGACCAAGCAACAACUGCAGGCAUCUGGGGAUAUGCCUGCGCUGCCUUCCUUAAAGGUUGAACUUAUAUGCGUACAGCUUUCGAAACCUGAAAUGGCCGUAUAUCAAAUCCUGUCUGCCAUAUCCAAAAAAAUCUAUACACGCAUCCUGCAACAACGGGAGAAGGGCAACAGUGAUUUAAAUUAUAACGCUCUGGAAAGAACCCCACAGUUUAUAAACGAACAAAUCUUUGACGAACGGCACAACGAGAUUUACGAUAGAUUUCAUAUGUUGCUUGGCUUCAAUCCGGGAGAAAAGAUCUUUAGUAUAUAUACCCUGGUGCUACUGCUGCGGCUGCGACAAUUUUGUUGCCAUCCGGGACUAAUACUUGGGAUGCUGAGUGGAGCUUUAACAGCCGAAGACGUUCAGAGUGUGAAGGUGGAUGCCUCAGACGUGGAGGGCCAGCUCAAGAUGGAUGUCCUCGCAGAUUUGGAUAAGUUUGACGCAACCGCUGGGGUAGAGGACUCCUGUGAGGAAGAGGACAGUACUCAGAGAGUUAAAAAUUUCAUGUUAGAAGUCAAAAAAGAUGAAAUUAAGGAGGAGAAUGUGCCGUGGCAUUCUGGUGAUGACCUACCAUCGGACUGUUCUUCUGAUGAUCUAUUAGAUAGUGCCAGGGCUCUUGAACUGCUUAAUCCCCAGAAUCCCAUAUUUCAGUUUAUGCGCCCUUCUGCCAAACUACAGCUGAUCAUUAAUAAGCUAGAGGAACUUCUCACGGGCACCAACGACAAAAUCAUUGUUACAUCACAGUGGGUGAGCUAUCUCACCAUCAUCCGUAAACGACUGCAGGAUCUGUCAUGGGAAACACUUGACUUUAAUGGCCAGUUAAGCGCCAAAGAUCGCGAGCUGGUGCUGCAAGACUUUAACACCAAUAACGACAAGCGCGUGCUCCUACUCUCCCUCACCGCUGGCGGUGUGGGACUGAAUCUGAACGUGGCCAAUCAUAUGCUAAUUGUGGACCUCCACUGGAACCCGCAGCUGGAGCGACAGGCUCAGGACCGCAUCUAUCGAUAUGGUCAAACUAAGCCCACCUUCAUCUACCGCUACAUGUGUCAGGACACUGUAGAGCAACGAAUUAAGUCCCUGCAAGAUUACAAGCUGAACAUUGCCAAAGUGGUGGUUCCAGAGGAAGGAGGAGUUGUGCCCAGAUGUGUUGGCGGUGGUCUCAACCCCGGGGAGCUGAACAAACUGUUUGCGAUGUGAGGAAACUAUAUUUUAAGUCGUUAAUUAUCUAUUUAAAAAGUUUAUGUUGUUUGUUUUCAUUUAAAAGUUUCGUAUACAAAAGCUUUACAAUUUCAAAUUUACAAGUGCCUUAUAUGAAUUCAUAUGAAUUAUAUGAAUUCAUUUUCAAUUGAUUCCAAUUGUGUAUUAAUUCUAUAGAGACUUCCUUUAAGGAUUGAUGUUAUAUUUUGUAUAAUCGUUAUCGUAUGUU